This is a messenger RNA of Zea mays, 1203 nucleotides long. RefSeq lists its product as uncharacterized. The coding region runs from base 64 to 780 and encodes 238 amino acids. Gene Ontology annotation, molecular function: ubiquitin-protein transferase activity. The transcript has 2 exons. Lineage: Eukaryota; Viridiplantae; Streptophyta; Magnoliopsida; Poales; Poaceae. The record is from RefSeq and is marked validated.
CCGCGCCUUGAGGCGGCAGCGCCAGCAGCGGGCGGUGAUCUCUUGCAAGAUCAGCGCGUUGGUAUGCCUCCGGCGGGCACGGAGCGCCUGCUGCCAGUGCCACCGCUCGUCGACGCGCGGAGCCGGGCGGUGGGCUCCGGCGCGGCGACGUCCACUAGCGGGAGAGUGGUGGCAGUUGGCGCGGCGACCGUCGUCUCGCGGGACAUCCCGUCGUCGUGGACGCACCACCACGGCAUGGAGAUCGACGCGCUCGUUAGACUCGAGGCGGAGAGGAUGCGCGCGGCGCUGCAGGAGGCGCGGCGGAGGCACGGCCGCGCGCUGCUGGCCGCCGUGGGCCGCGCUGCGUCGGGGCGGCUGCGCGCGUCGGAGACAGGCCUGGAGCGCGCGCUCCACCGCAACGCGGAGCUCGAGGAGAAGGCCCGCCAAGCGGGCGCCGAGUGCCAGGCGUGGGUGGGCGUGGCCAGGAGCCACGAGGCCGUCGCCGCGGGCCUCCGCGCCACGCUGGACCAGCUGCGGCCCCGCGGUGCGGCCGUCUGCGUCUGCGAGGCCGAGGCCGAGGACGCGCGGUCGUGUUGCUUCGGCGAGGCGCCGGCCGCGCACGCCAACGGCGCGUCCAUGCCCAAGCUGGCGUGCAAGUCGUGUGGCAGCGGCGGAGCGUGCGUGCUGCUGCUGCCGUGCCGGCACCUGUGCCUGUGCCGCGUGUGCGACGAGGCCGGCGUGGACGCGUGCCCCGUCUGCGCGACCACCAGGAACGGCUCGCUCCACGUCCUCUUCUCCUGAACUGGAGGACUUCUUGCCAUGGCGGGAGACGAGGCUUCCCUGUUUCGCUGCCAGAGCGCGGUACAUGCGACGCGAAUGCGGCGCUUCAGCUAGUGCCACACGGCGAUGCUGGGAAGGAGAUUCUGCGGCCAAAGUGCAAUGGCACGAAAUGUCCUAGCGAAUCGUGCGAGGGUACUCUGCCGAAGUCAGCGCUCACCACUGCCUUCUUAGAUACUGAAUCAACGGCGUAAAUAUACAGUACAUGUUCAAAGCACAGUUGGUGAAGAACUGAAGAUUGGCAAGCGUUUAAUCAGGUCCUGAAUCGUUGACGGACUAUAGUUUCACUUUCACUAUGGUGGCGGUUACCGGUAAAACUCUAAUCUGAUAGCGCUGCACCGUGGCAUAUGUACCGACUACCCCGAGAAGUAGGAGGAGGUUCGUCGA